UAUUAAUAAAAUAUCAAUUUGUAAAUAUUGCAAAUUGAGGAAAACAAAACAGAAAUGUCUGACUCGUAUUCAUUUGUGAAAGGAGGAAAACUGAAACUCAAAGGAAGCAAACACAAAAAAAAGAAGAGUAAGAAAAGAAAGCAUGAAGAUGAUGAAGAAACUCCAGGUUCCAGUGGAGUUGAUAAAACCGAUGUCACCCUGCAUGAUGGAUGGUGGACAGUGUCUAAGUUUGGCCAGGUGACAGGCAAUGUGUGUUUAGAGUUGGCUGAGCGACGCUACAUGUUUGCUAAAGAUAAUGGCAGAUUGGUGCUUGGACCACAAAGAGAAGGAGGACCAGAGCCAGAGGAAAUAUUAACAGCGGUCAAAGUAGAUGACACAAAGGUUGCGUUUAAGUCAGGUUAUGAUCAAUACAUCAGUGUUGACUCAGGCAAUAUGGUGGUUGGUCGCUCCAUGGCUAUCGGCACCAAGGAGCAGUGGGAACCGGUUUUCCAAGAGGGAAAGAUGGCUCUGAGUGGAUCUAAUGGAUGUUUUCUUUCUGCAGACGAGGAUGACGAUGUUGUUUGUUUGAGCAAAGUUGCAGGAGAUAGUGAAAUGAUUAAUAUCCGAUGCAAUCUAUCCCUGGAAGUUGAUCCCAAAGCAGGUGUUCCUACAGAGGAAAGAGGAUCAUUGAAAGAUGCAGAAAUCAACUAUGUGAAGAAGUUUCAGAGCUUCCAGGACCGGCAUCUUAAGAUCUCAUCAGAGGACAAGACAAUGUUGAAGAAGGCCCGGGUACAGGGGACUCUCCAUGAAACCAUGCUAGACAGACGAGAAAAGAUGAAAGCAGACAGAUACUGUAAAUAGCAAAGGCUUGGUGUUUUGUUGUAAUGGAAUAUCAGGAUAAGAGCUAGAAACAUGAUCCUGCUUGUGGGAUUGGCAACAGACAAGACCAAGCACCAUUUAUAAACUGACCAUCACAAGAUGGUACAUGCUUGCUGGUCCAGGACACCUUCAAUUUUCACAUGCUCGAAAAAACAAAACAGAAUUGCAGUUGAGUCAUCAACAUUGAUUCAACAGAGAAUUGGAAAAGACUUAUCACAUUUAUGUGACAUAUUGCUAAUUAAAAAUGUUGGGAUGCUUUGUUUUAUUGAAAGCAAGCCUUUGUUAGCGACUGAAAUAUUUUUUCAGAUUUCUGUUGAAUCAGUUAUCAUUUGUAAGGAAGUUUGGCUUAUUCUAAGAAGUGCCUUUUACAACGAUGUUAGAAAAACAACAACUGCAAUCAACAACUGCAAUCAUUAUAUUCUCUACUUUGAUUUUAAGGUUCUAAUACAAAUUCAGUCUAUUUUACAAAACACUGUUCGAAUCUUAACUACACAUAUUUAUUAUAAUUCAUACAAAUUAUUGUACUGUACACAUAUUUGUUUCCAUUCCCUGGAAACGUGUUUGGAAUAUUGACAUGAUGCAGGAUUUAUACAUUGUGAUGCCUUCUAAUCAAUGCAUGGACAACAAAAUAUAGUAAGGUCACACAUUUCGUUUUUACAAUACGUUGUUAUCACUAAAGUAGUUAAAACUUUUUCUUGCAAAUUCCAAUAAUCAAUGGGCUGAUUGUUCAGAACUUGAUUAAAGUUAACAAAAGAUUAACAACAUGGUUGUUAACUUUUAGAGGUGACAUAUUCUAUGAAGUGCUCUUAUAAUUAAGUACAACGAAAAAAGUUGUCUCAAAUCAGGAAAGGAACACUGCAGAGCAUAAGUGUAACCAUGAUACUUCAUGAGCAAUACAGAUUUGAAAGUUAACAACAUUUACAACAUUUUUUACUUUAGCCAAAUUCUGAAUGAUUUGCCAUUGACUUUUUAACUCUGUUAUCUUCAUUUUAAGAAUUUGUUGAGAAAUAUAUAUCAGUACAACUCAGGGAUAAUAAAAAAAUAAAUGGUGGAAAGAUUUGAUCUUUUAUGAGAGGCAUCCAUGUUUGAGGUAGACUGGUACGUGGGCUGUCCAAAAAGUAAUAAGCACACAAGUUGUAUUUGUUUCUUCUAGUUGACUUGUCUGGCAAUCGGCUGAAUGUUCAGAAAUCUGUUAAAGUUAACAACGGUGCUAAUGGCAAAGUUGUUAACUUCUAAAGCUGAACUAUUUGAUCAUGUGCUCUUAUUUUUGAAUAAACCAAGCACAGUUGAAGCAGUUAUUUCAAAUCUUGUAAGAUAUACUGCACAUAUCGCAUGUGUGUCUAUGAAACUUCAAGAGCAGUAAAGCUUUAAAAGUUAACAACUAUGUGGUUAACAACGUUGUUAACUUUAGCGAAGUUCUGACUAAUUGGCACAUUGUUUAUCUGUAAUGUAUAGACAGCUAGCUACAUGUAUGUAAAAUUGUAGAAAGAUUGGAACUACUAGGUUUCAGACCAAUGAUUUCAAUGAUAAUUAUAAAACUUUUGAUGUACAUGUAGAAACUUAGCAUAUUUAUGCAUCCUGCAAUAUUUAGUUGGAAAUGGGAUCUUUUCAAAGAAAUGUCCAUUGUUGAUCAAUAGAAAUUGGUUCUCUUCGCUGUAUGUGGCAUAAUGUAUUAGGAAAAAAUAGCAAUAGGACACAACUUGUAAAAUAGAUUUCAAAAGCGCAUGAUGGUUUUACUGUAAACGCAUACUUGUAUGUCAAUAAAUAUUUUUUAAACUU
This is a messenger RNA of Mya arenaria, 2637 nucleotides long. Its product is annotated as protein FRG1-like. Bases 55 to 840 code for a protein of 261 amino acids. Gene Ontology annotation, cellular component: striated muscle dense body; nucleolus; catalytic step 2 spliceosome. NCBI's taxonomy places the organism in Eukaryota, Metazoa, Mollusca, Bivalvia, Myida, Myidae. The record is from RefSeq and is a predicted model, not a curated record. The transcript has 8 exons. Gene Ontology annotation, molecular function: actin filament binding.